Molecule: messenger RNA, 2577 nt
Organism: Perca fluviatilis (European perch)
Lineage: Eukaryota; Metazoa; Chordata; Actinopteri; Perciformes; Percidae
Product: solute carrier family 22 member 7-like
Exons: 10
Coding region: 104-1720 (538 amino acids)
Biological process (GO): transmembrane transport
Cellular component (GO): membrane
Molecular function (GO): transmembrane transporter activity
Source: RefSeq, a predicted model, not a curated record
CUGCCUUUAAGAGGCUCACAUUUAAACAAACAUCUUGUGAGUUUGUGAUAUUGUUCUCUGAGUUUCACUCCAAAUUGGAAGUGUUGUAUCGUUUAUUCUGAAGAUGAAGUUUGAAAAUGUGUUGGCAGAGGUGAAUGGCUUUGGGAAAUUUCAAUUAAGGACAAUCCUCUUGACUGUAAUUCCUCGUGUGACUUUGCCUUUUCACUUUCUGCUGAAUAAUUUCAUCGCCGUUAUUCCAUGCCACCACUGCAACAUCAGCUCACUGGAUGAUGGAGGUGUUUUUAGGAAUUUGUCGCAGGCAGAGAGGCUUGUUGUUAGUAUUCCACUCCAGGCAGAUGGGACUCCAAACUCCUGUCAGAUGUUUGCAGAGCCUCAAUAUCAUCUGCUGCUCAACUCAUCCAACAUGACUGACCUACCCACAGUGCCAUGUCAGAAUGGAUGGGUAUACGAUAACAGCACCUUCAAGUCUUCACUGGCCACAGAGUGGGAUCUGGUUUGUGAUAAGAGAAGAGUUAACCGAGCCACGGCCACUAUCUUCUUCGUGGGGGUCAUGCUUGGAGCAGCAGUAUUUGGCUAUCUUAGUGACAGGUUUGGCAGGAAAAUAACACUUCUUGUGUCCUAUGUGACAACCACCUUCUUUGGAUUUGCAAGCGCUUUCUCAAAUAAUUUCGCCAUGUUUGCCGUCAUGAGGUUCUUUACUGGAUUUGGACUUUCUGGAAUAAGCAUUAUCACCAUAGUGCUUAGUAUUGAAUGGGUGGAUAUCAAGCAUCGAACUGCAGUAGGUGUUUUAACAAGCAUGGACUGGAGUGUUUGUACUGUUCUGCUACCUGUUGUGGCCUAUUUUGUGAAUGACUGGAGGUACCUCACAGCCACAGCUACCACCCCGCUGUUUCUGGCAAUGAUCUGCUGGUGGUGGCUACCUGAGUCUGCCAGAUGGCUGAUAAGUAAUGGAAAGGUCAACAGUGCUCAUUUCUACUUGAGCAAGUGUGCAAAAGUCAACGGCAGAGAGCAGUCCAUGGCUGACAUAAAGCCUGAGACUCUGUCCAAAGUAAUACUUAUAGAAAAUGAAAACAGAAAAUAUUCCUAUUUGGACCUUGUGAGGACCCCCAAAAUGAGGAGACUGGCUCUACUUACUGGAAUUGUUUGGUUUGGAGUGGCCUGUACGUAUUACGGAAUCAGCUUGAAUGUCAGUGGAUUUGGUGUGAACAUUUAUCUCACACAGUUCAUCUACGGCGCAAUUGAACUUCCGGCAAAAGCAUUUGUCUUUUUCACUUUGAACAAAAUAGGCCGAAGGUUGUGUCAGACUGGAACACUCGUUAUGACUGGACUGUGUAUAUUCUGCAACAUGUUUGUCCCUCGAGAUAACGCGAUGUUUCAGACAACUGUGGGAGCUUUGGGCAAGAUGUUCGCAGAAGCAUCUUUUACAACUGUAUUUCUGUACACAACAGAGCUUUACCCCACAGUAAUGAGGCAAAAUGGAUUGGGUUACUGCUCCUUCAUGGCCCGUGUAGGCGUGUCUGUUUCCCCUCUGAUCAUGCUUCUUGAAGAAGUGUGGGGCCAUUUACCGAGUACUAUCUUCUCCCUGGUGGCUGUUGCUGCAGGGCUGUCAGCUUCUCUUCUUCCUGAGACACAAAACAUCCGUCUACCAGAGACUAUUGAGGAUGUGGAACACACAAGAAGAAGAUCAAUCUCCACCUCUGACGAGAAAUCUCAACCCUAAAUUUUUUCUUCACUGCAACCAAAAGGCAUUUGGCCUUGAGUUGCAGGGCAUAUCAGUGGUGGUAAUAUGUUUUAAAUAAUAAAAGAAGAAACAAGUGUUUCUUAGAUAACCACAACCUGUAUAACAUUUUUUCAAUAUAAUAUUUCAAUAAAUGUGUGAAAUAUUUUAUAGUACCACUGAUUAAUGAUUGAUUUGUUUUGUACAGUGCGAUUUGUUUUGUUGUUUCGGGUAUUUUUCUCUUACUUCCCAACAAACUGUCAGCUGCUUAUGGUGCAUUCAUUCAAUUGAAAAUAAGAUGUGAGUUAAAAGAUACUUUAUUGUCAUCCAUCUGUGUAAAGUGCAGUAAAGUUCAUAGAGGAACAAAAUUGUGUUUCUCUUGGUCCAUAACAAAAAGAUAAAUGAUGCAACAUUCAUUGAAAGUGAAGCAAACAUUUAGACUACACUUAAGGCACAAACAUGUAGUGCAAUAACAGACAAAUAAAUAUAAGUAGUGUAAGCAUAAAGUGAGGUAGAGCAGUAGUAACAUUAAAAGCAGUUUGUGAAGAUAUUUAUGUAUGCAUGAUUGUACAGUAUGUUGUAAGGUACAAGUAGUCAGACAGUCCAGUAUAGUGAGGUAGGGUAUGACAGGUUCAAGUUUUCAUCCACGUAGUGCUUAGUGGUCACCUAAGUGCCCAUAAAUUCAUCCAUCUUGCCAAGAUAGCAUUCACUGUUUUAUCUGGUAUAUAUCAUUAAUUCAUCCAUGAAUUGCCUAGUGUUGUACUCAUCUAUUCAUGCCUCAUUGCAAUCAUUCAUUUAUUCCUAUCCUCAUUAAUUAUGUGUGUAUCAUUAGUAGGUAAAUAAACAUUUGAUUGAUAAAG